Messenger RNA from Choloepus didactylus (southern two-toed sloth), 1123 nucleotides. RefSeq names its product zinc finger and BTB domain containing 8 opposite strand (gene TSLIG1). The record is from RefSeq and is a predicted model, not a curated record. Gene Ontology annotation, cellular component: tRNA-splicing ligase complex. Lineage: Eukaryota; Metazoa; Chordata; Mammalia; Pilosa; Megalonychidae. The coding region runs from base 47 to 586 and encodes 179 amino acids. Gene Ontology annotation, biological process: tRNA splicing, via endonucleolytic cleavage and ligation. The transcript has 7 exons.
AGGCAGUCUAGAGCGGAAGUUGUAAAGAAGGACCGAAGUCCGGCCCAUGAAGGGCGGAAGUAGAAUGCCCAAUGCCACACUCAUGGCGCAGCCGGAGGAAGAUGUGAGAGACUACAAUUUGACGGAGAAGCAGAAGGCAAUCAAAGCCAAGUAUCCUCCAGUCAAUCGGAAGUACGAGUAUUUGGAUCAUACAGCUGAUGUCCAGUUACACGCAUGGGGAGAUACUCUGGAGGAAGCAUUUGAGCAAUGUGCAAUGGCCAUGUUUGGUUACAUGACAGAUACUGGGACUGUUGAGCCCCUCCAAACAGUAGAAGUAGAAACCCAAGGAGAUGACUUACAAUCUCUUCUGUUUCACUUUUUGGAUGAAUGGCUUUAUAAAUUCAGUGCUGAUGAGUUCUUUAUACCCCGGGAAGUGAAAGUACUCAAUAUUGAUCAAAGAAAUUUCAAAUUACGGUCAAUUGGGUGGGGAGAAGAGUUUUCAUUGUCCAAGCAUCCUCAGGGAACUGAAGUCAAGGCAAUAACAUAUUCAGCAAUGCAGGUCUAUAGUGAAGAGAAGCCAGAAGUUUUUGUGAUCAUUGACAUUUAAGAUACAAAGAAAAGACUCCCAUGAAGAACUGUUAUUUCCCUUCCUUUUGAGAAGAAACCAUGAUUUAAUUUCUACAUUAUCUGUUGAUAUAUGAAAACUUGCAGAACAGAAACUUUUAACUUAAAGUGUGACUUUCAGAGAUGGAAAAUCAGGGCAAGGUGUGGUCUGUUAUCCAAAUAUUCAAACUUUAAAAAUUCUUCAGGUGGUGAUUAUGGCCCCUUAUUUAUUAAUUCCCUGCUGUGGCAGAAGAUGCUUCACACCCUUGUAAUGGAACUCAAACCCUCCAGCCUAAUCCCAAAAGGGAUCACGGAAGUAAGCAGCAGCCCAGGAGACUCCUUAUCCUUGUGGAAACCAGCCCCAGGACCCAGCCUGACCACCAACUCUCUGGAGUGUCAGCCAGCUCCUCCGAAGCCUCUGCACUCUUACCACUCUUAUCUUUCUUUGAAGCCUUCCCUAACCAUUCUAACCGUCAGUGGUCUUCUCUGAACUAUGUCUCUGUAGUUAUCUUUAAAAGAUUUUCGAGCUUAUUCAAUUUUA